This is a messenger RNA of Cimex lectularius (bed bug), 2155 nucleotides long. RefSeq lists its product as uncharacterized. Gene Ontology annotation, biological process: spermatogenesis. The transcript is spliced from 11 exons. The coding region runs from base 90 to 2042 and encodes 650 amino acids. NCBI's taxonomy places the organism in Eukaryota, Metazoa, Arthropoda, Insecta, Hemiptera, Cimicidae. The record is from RefSeq and is a predicted model, not a curated record.
UCUCUAUUCUACAACGCAAUGCUUUAUUUGUUUACUUUUGUAUAUCACCAAUUCACUCUAUUAUUGUCAAAUUGUUCAAUUAUUUUACAAUGGCAUCUAAAACUGAACAGUUAGCUCUUCUUUCCAGUUCGCUGUCUGACAUAAACGAAUUGUUUUUUAAAUGUAUCCAAGGAUUUACUUCGACUCAGAAAAAACUGGAGCAUGUUUUAGCUAUGAUUGAUGAGUCUGAGUCGACUCCGCUUACACCUGUGGAAUUAGUAAGCAUAAAAGAAGUUAUGGAUUUGUACAUCACUCGAUUUUCGCCAUGUGAGAACUUGGUCGAACAAUUCGAUGAAAAAUUAGAUCUUCUCUUAGAACUCUUGCCUCCAUCUCUGGUCUGGCUUAGCACAAAUGAACCAGUUCAGAUGAAAUACAUGGAUGGAAAAUCUCCGUGGGAAUUUCAACUUCAGCACUAUCCUAAUAGAACUAACGAAAUUCAGAAGAUGCUAUUACACAUUUUUGAAAUGUCGCAAAUGAAACCUGUUCAAUCGCCAAAAGUUGGAGACACCGUGUGUGUUCAAGAAAACGGUACAUUCUUCAGAGCUGCCAUUCUGCAAUUAGGAUCCAAUGAUAAAGUAAGCCUGAUAAAUGUAGACAAAGGAUAUAAAAGAAUUGCAAAAAUGAAUCAACUCUAUGAGUUACCAACAGCAGUUUUAGAAAUUCCAGCACAAAAUGUUCUAUGCAGCUUGCUACCUGAGGAUCCAGAAGGCAUAUCGCUUUGGGACGAGAGUCUUCAACAACAUUUCCAAGCCAUUAUUUCUGAGUGCGUUCUAAAAGUGGAAAAAUUUGAGGAAUUCUCAGAAUAUUUUCCUCCUAGGUUCAGGAUUCAAGCCAUCGGCUACAAUGAGACAUUAACAUAUACGGCUAAUUUCAAUAUAUGGCUAAUUGAUCGACUCCUGCCUGAAAUAAAGAAAAAGCACAGGCUAGGCGAAGAAACAUCAGUGGCCUACUUGGAUGAGUUGAAUCCAUUUGAGGAAUUGUCUUGUGAAAGUAAUUCCCCUAGCAAAAAGGCUUUAGACCUUGAUUUUAAAAACGAAGUACUUAAUAGUAGACAACACAAUAAUAUAACAUUGGAUGCUCAAGAAAUUGUUCCUUAUUCUGAAAAACAAAUUACACCCAUUGAUAUUUCAAAUCAAAGAGUAGAAAACAAUUUAAAUCCAGCAGUUUCAACUUUAUUUAAAGAAACUCCUCAUGCUCAUGCAGCAAUUGUACUUCCUGAGAUGAAUGAGGCGGAAGAAGCUCUUACUAUAACCAAUUUAGCUGAUGAAUACCAACCAGAAGAUGAGACCAGGCUUUGUCAAAUUUAUCAAAAGAAGAAAAGUUGCUUUAAAAUAAAUUGUCGUAAAGUUCACAAACUCAGUUCAGGAAAGUGGACUGAUGAUAGAACUGAAACCUACUGCGAUUUGUUUAAUAAGAUAAAUCUUCCAGAUGUGUUUCAAGAAAUACCAGUUAAAAUACUGAGUGUUGUCUCCGGCCAUUUAUUUUAUGUCGCUCUUCAUUCAAAAUAUUCAGAUAUUGGUGAACAGACUUCUAAAGUUGAAACCCUUUUUGAUUUGGAAAACGACAUGAACAAUCCUGAAAAUGUAAAGAGCUAUCAAUAUUUUCGAACAGAUCCCAGCCUUGGUGAGCUUGUUAUUGCAAAGGACAGUAAAGGCUGUUUUAGACGAGGAAGAGUUGUGGAUUUUUAUGAAUUUAUGGCAAAUGUAUUUUUUGUUGACUUUGGGUUUCACGAGGACAUAGCUAUCUCAGAUUUGUACUUAAUGUUACCACAAUACUUGCAUUUACCUGCUCAGGCUGUUUUCACCAGUUUGUCAGGUGUAACCACUGUUGAUGCACAAGAAGGUAGAGCAUUUUUAGAAAAUCUUAUUCAGGGUAAAAUUUUGUCAGCAAGAAUUGUAUCUAGGAAUCUUACAGAGAGUGAAUUGGAAGUAAAGCUUUACACAAGUGAUAGAUUAUGUAUUAAUAAAAUGGUGAUAGAUAGUGGCUAUUGUAAAGAGUUUUAGAUAGAAAAAAGAUGUACUUCUGUGAUUUGUUUGUUACAUUUUAGAAUUUCGACUGUAUUUUAUAUUUUCUAUAUUUACAAUUUGUAUAUUAAAUUGUAUUGUUUAUCUUUUAA